This is a messenger RNA of Lampris incognitus (smalleye Pacific opah), 1333 nucleotides long. It is a transcript of the gene dapp1, whose product is annotated as dual adaptor of phosphotyrosine and 3-phosphoinositides. The transcript has 9 exons. The coding region runs from base 79 to 837 and encodes 252 amino acids. The record is from RefSeq and is a predicted model, not a curated record. NCBI's taxonomy places the organism in Eukaryota, Metazoa, Chordata, Actinopteri, Lampriformes, Lampridae.
GAGCCGGGCAGUGCUACUCUGGUUCUAACUUGCAUUUCAGACCUCUUUUAGGAUCCCCAGCACGAGCUCUUCUCCACGAUGAGUUUUUCCAGUGACAUGUCGACUAUGGAAGACACGACUGAUGAGUUGGAGACUUUGGGAUGGUUCCACUUUGACUUGUCCCGGCAUGCCACGGAGGCUCUUCUCCUGUCCAAUGGAAGUGAUGGAAGUUAUCUCCUCCGGAAUAGCAAGGAGGGACCAGGAUGCUUCUCCCUGUCUGUGAGGGCGAAAGACUCUGUCAAGCAUUUCCACGUGAGGCGAAGUAAUGGUCGCUAUAUCUUUGGUUUCAAUGAGUUUGCAUCCCUCCAAGAUUUUGUCAGCCACUUUGCCAACCAACCUCUGCUAGGCAGUGACACAGGAACUCUUAUUGUCCUCAAAUGUCCAUAUCCAUGGCGCGUUGAAGAGCCUUCAAUCUAUGAGUCGGUGCGAGUUCACACUGCUAUACAGACGGGAAGAACAGAAAAUGACCUCAUGGCCAAGGCGCCGUCGUUGGGUACAAAGGAGGGCUUUCUGGUGAAGCAAGGGGCGAUGGUCAAGAGCUGGAAACAGAGGUGGUUCACACUCAAUAGAUACGAACUCAAAUACUUCAAAGACAAAAUGCAUGAGGAACCCCUUCGUACCCUGGAUCUGAGAGCCUGCUCAGCUGUCCAGUUUGACUAUUCUCAGGAGAGAGUCAACUGUUUUUGUCUGGUGUUUCCUGAAAGGACAUUCUACCUGUGUGCCAAGACGGGUGUGGAGGCAGACGAGUGGCUCAAGAUCUUGAGGUGGAAACUGUCCCAAAUACGAAAAGGCCGAUGACCACACGGGUGGAGGAGUCAUGAACGGACACAGGAUCUUCCCUGCAGGCGGACCCUGUGCUGCUUGGAUCAUAUGCUGCUUGGAUCAUAUGCUGCUUGGAUGGGGAAUAACCAGCACCGUUCAACACACAUCACAAAUUCCCAACCAUGAGGGCUUGUAGGCCUGACCAGCAACAUCCCAACUCAGAUUCUCCUUGAUAGGCACAGCAUUGUGCUUCUAUGUCCAGUAUGCGUAAUAAGGAUUCAGUAACUGGAGGUUUGUUGUAGUAGUGUUUAAUGCUACCUGUAAGUUACUGCGGUAGUGUUUCACGGUGAAGUGAAUACUACCUGUAAGUUACUGUAGUAGUGUUUCAUGGUGAAGUGAGUACUACCUUAAGUUACUGUAGUAGUGUUUCAUGGUGAAGUGAAUGAUGCCUGUAAGUUACUGUAGUAGUGUUUAAUGGUGAAGUGAAUGCUGCCUGUAAGUUACUGUAGUAGUGUUUAAUGGUGAAGUGAAU